AUGGAACUGAAGACGGUGAAAGCCGAACUCAAGAAGCAAUCUCAAGAUAAAGCGACAGGCUGCGAGCUGGGAAUCAAUGAACAAACGGGACGAUUGCAAUGGUGUCCGGGAUAUCGGUUCGCGAAGCUGCUGUUUGUGAUACCCGCUGCGAUGCUGCCGUUGGCGGUGCUAUUCUUAUUGUUUACACGGCUGCACGUGGCUGGAUCGGUCAAGCAUUCCGCUCAUCAUUAUCAGUCGCUGAGCUAUUAUUCUGACCAAUCAAAUCAAUUGGAUGACCUACAAUCUCGCUGCGAUGCGGUGCGAACAACGUUUUCGGAAGUGUUGGAUGUUGAGGAACGCGAUAUCCUGAGAGAUUUGCGAACUUCUUUUGUUCCCAGGACACCAGUGGUUGUUCCUUCCCGCUGUGUAAGUACAGAUCGCCGCGAUGAUUUGGUCACAAUACCAGAGGAUGUAGAUAAGCCAGAUAUUGUCCCCAAUCAACGAAGAAAGCGGCUUGCUGUACGACGCAGAAAGGCAAAGAAAUCAAUUGCGCAGGGCAUCACGUGGAGCAACGAAGGCAAUCCGGAGAGCGUACGAAUGGCACAGGUAGAAAUCAUGAAACAGUACAUGGAUACGACCGUUAAUCCCUGUGAUGAUUUCUAUCAAUAUGCUUGCGGUAAUUGGGAUCGUGUUAAUCCUAUCCCGAAGGAUAAAGCAGGCUUGGACACUUUCGAAAUAUUGAGAGAAAGUUUGGAUGUUGUUUUGAAAAACCUUUUGCUUGAAACCACGGACGGUGGAGUUAUUGAUAUAGAAAACACCAUAUCUACUACAAUGUCGCCUAUCUAUAAUGAACACCUCCGUCGAGUAAGGAAACGAAUUAUGGGUAAGCGAGGAGUAUUGAACAAAUUAGUACUGAAGGCCCAGAUAAGAAAAGUUCAGAAACGGGAGCUGGCACAAGUUGCAUCGGAGAAUAGUUUGAAUAAUGCCGAAACAAAGGCGCGGCACUUGUUUAUAUCCUGUAUGAACUACAGCUUAAUUGAGAAGCGAGGACUCCAACCAUUGUUUAGCCUGCUUAAUUCCCUGGGCGGUUGGCCUGUGUUGGAUCCCAACUGGCGUGCGGAAAAUUUCGAUUGGCUCAAUUUAACCGCACAAAUACGAAGGUACAAUAAUGACAUACUCAUAGUUGAAUGGGUCGGUCCGGAUAUCAAGAACUCCGACGAAAACAUAAUUCAGUUUGAUCAAACCUCGCUGGGUUUGCCAACACGGGAUUACUUCCUCCAAGCUAGCAAUAAAAAGUAUCUGGAUGGAUAUAAACAAUUCAUGAUUGAUGUGCUUAUUCUAUUGGACGUUCAGCCAGAAGUUGCCAACGAAACGGCCGAUGAAAUGGUAGAAUUUGAGGUGCAGUUAGCUAAUAUUACAAGUUCGGUGGAGGAACGAAACAAUGUAUCCGUGCUGUACAAAAAGAUUAUUUUGGAAAACCUCCACGAUGAAGUUCCCGAGAUCGAUUGGACACGCUAUCUGACGAUCGUAAUGGACCGGCAAAUGAACAGCUCGGAAUUUGUAGUAAUGUUUGCACUGAACUAUAUGAAAGAUUUGGUACAACUGCUCGAUCAAACUGAUUCACGAACGGUAGCUAACUACAUUUUGUGGCGGUUUGUGAGACAUCGCAUCAAUAAUUUGGAUGACAGGUUUCUUCAGGCGAAGCAAAAGUUCUCUAAUGUACUUUUUGGAAGGGAGAAAAAUCCUCCACGUUGGAAAAAUUGUGUGAAUCAGGUAAACGCCAACAUGGGUAUGGCGGUCGGAGCCAUGUUCGUUCGAAAGUACUUUGAUGAGAACAGUAAACGUGAUACGUUAGCAAUGACACAUGAACUGCAACAGGCAUUUAGGGAAAUUCUGAACGAAACCGAAUGGUUGGAUGGACAAACGAAGCGGCUAGCUGAAAUGAAGGUAAAUGCAAUGUCGCUUAGAAUUGGCUAUCCGGAUUUUAUCUUAUCACACAAGGAGCUGAAUGAAAAAUAUUCCGAUCUGGAGAUCAACGCCGACAAAUACUUCGAGAAUACGCUGAACGUUUUGAGUCACAUUCGGCGAACCGAUCAGGAUAAGAUAGGUCAAACAGUGAAUAAAACAGCUUGGCAUACGGCACCUGCAGUCGUGAAUGCUUAUUAUAGUCGAAACAAAAAUCAGAUAAUGUUUCCAGCAGGCAUACUGCAACCUCCUUUCUACCAUCGGUACUUUCCCAAAUCGAUGAACUAUGGUGGAAUAGGCGUCGUGAUAGGACAUGAGCUUACUCAUGGCUUUGACGAUAAAGGACGACUGUUUGAUCGGGAAGGAAAUCUUUAUCGAUGGUGGAGUGAUCUUGCAAUUGAAGCAUUCCAUGAGCGCGCCUCCUGUUUAGUGCAACAAUAUGGUAAAUACACAAUUGAUGAGGUGGGCGUUCAGAUUGACGGUGAAAGCACGCAGGGAGAAAAUAUUGCAGACAACGGAGGAAUUAAGCAAGCAUUCCGGGCUUAUACGAAGUGGUUAUCCGAGCAAACGAGCGAAGAAGUGUUGGAAAAUGAAACUUUACCCGGAUUGAAUGUUACCAACAAGCAGCUGUUUUUCUUGAAUUUUGCACAGGUUUGGUGCGGAGCAAUGCGACCAGAAGCUACUAGAAAUAAGCUCAAAACUGCUGUUCACAGUCCCGGUAAGUUUCGUGUGAUCGGGACAUUGUCAAACUCGGAGGAUUUCGCGCGAGUUUAUGAGUGCGAGCCGGGAACACCCAUGAAUCCAGGAGACAAAUGUAGCGUUUGGUAGAACCGACCUUCCAUAAAUAAAU
This is a messenger RNA of Sabethes cyaneus, 2794 nucleotides long. RefSeq names its product neprilysin-4 (gene Nep4). Gene Ontology annotation, cellular component: plasma membrane. The transcript has a single exon. NCBI's taxonomy places the organism in Eukaryota, Metazoa, Arthropoda, Insecta, Diptera, Culicidae. Gene Ontology annotation, molecular function: metalloendopeptidase activity. The record is from RefSeq and is a predicted model, not a curated record. Gene Ontology annotation, biological process: protein processing. Bases 1 to 2772 code for a protein of 923 amino acids.